This is a messenger RNA of Drosophila hydei, 2878 nucleotides long. RefSeq names its product dual specificity protein kinase splA (gene NfI). Gene Ontology annotation, biological process: regulation of transcription by RNA polymerase II. The record is from RefSeq and is a predicted model, not a curated record. The transcript has 10 exons. NCBI's taxonomy places the organism in Eukaryota, Metazoa, Arthropoda, Insecta, Diptera, Drosophilidae. Bases 250 to 2724 code for a protein of 824 amino acids. Gene Ontology annotation, cellular component: nucleus. Gene Ontology annotation, molecular function: RNA polymerase II cis-regulatory region sequence-specific DNA binding; DNA-binding transcription factor activity, RNA polymerase II-specific.
CGAAAGGUACCCGUAUGGCACAACGCACCUCACAUAGUUUUGUGCUUGAAUAUUAUGUGUGUAAAUGUCGGCUCUAAAAAUGAAUAGCACACCUAUAAAACAAAACCACGAUACGAAAUAAUGGAAUUAGCUUAAAAAAGACAACUGCAAUACAAGCAAUUUGAACAAAUAGCAUGCCCAAAAUAUACAGAUUCUUGUUGUUAAAAUCGGGCUCAUAGGACAUUCAAUGAUAUAUAAAGCGCGCAAGGUAUGUUUAUACCAGAAACACUAAGAAGCUGUAUGAUCGAGACGGACGUAUCUUCUUAUUUACAAACAUCAUCGACCGGUCAGGAUGAAUUUCACCCAUUCAUUGAGGCAUUAUUACCAUACGUCAAAUCAUUCUCGUACUCUUGGUUUAACUUGCAAGCUGCUAAACGAAAGUAUUACAAGAAACACGAGAAGCGUAUGUCAUUGGAAGAAGAAAGGCAUUGCAAAGACGAGCUACAGAAUGAGAAAACAGAGGUGAAACAGAAAUGGGCGUCACGACUUUUGGGUAAAUUACGAAAGGAUAUAACACAAGAGAGUCGAGAAGAUUUUGUUCAAUCGAUAAUUGGGAAACGUAAAUCGAUUUGUGUCCUAUCGAAUCCCGAUCAAAAAGGAAAAAUGCGACGAAUCGAUUGCCUGAGACAAGCUGACAAAGUCUGGCGUCUUGAUCUCGUUAUGGUUAUACUCUUUAAGGCCAUACCAUUGGAGAGUACAGACGGCGAACGCUUGGAAAAAAAUCCCGAAUGCCUUCAUCCCGGUCUCUGUGUCAAUCCGUAUCACAUAAACGUCUCCGUCAGAGAGUUGGACUUGUAUUUAGCGAAUUUCAUCAAUACGCAUAACUCAUCGAUAAGUACGAUCUCCACUUCGGUGCUUACCAGUCGAUCGGCCCAAGUUGCCAUUUGUAAUCAAAUUCGAAACAAUAAUAUACCAGCUGACCGAAAAGAUGACAAUGAUAUUGAUGCAAAAACAAAAGGUCUUCGGCACAAUCCAUACAAUGGUGUUGUAUGCAACGAUAUUAUCUUGGCCACCGGAGUUUUCUCAUCACAGGAGCUCUGGACACUAUCCAAGGAUUCAAUACUGGAUGAAGUGAGUGAUAAUAGUUUGCAAACAAACAUGAUUAAAAGGGAGAAUCUGGGAACAGCUUUUGACUGUAACACAUAUCAACUGACCCCCGAUUCACCGAUAUCCAGUUCACAGAGUCAGGCACAGGCGGGUGCUAUUGUCUCCAACCCAAUUCCUGGCGGUUACAGCAUUGACUUUGUCGAUCAGAAUCAGAGGACCGUGCAUUUAUCAUCGUCUCCAUUGUUGCGCGCUGACACGACGAAUGGUUCGAGCGAUGCAUGUAAAAUCGACCAAAGUUCUUCGCCUCCAUUAAUUUCAUGUACAUCAACAACUGGCACCGAAAACUGCCUAACUGGCAGUUUCUCUGUCGUGCUACGAUCAGCUGAUAACAUUAAUUCCAACGAUGAGCCAACAGCGGCUUCAACUGAAUCCUCAAUAUCCCUGAAUCGGUAUACCCCAUUAAAUAGUCGGCCAAUCGCAACUAUGCCGGCAAUUCGAUCAGCAGAAGCCAUAUUGCAUCACAACUGCUCGACGUUUCUGACGUCGUCUGUUAGUCCGGUGAAUACGAUCUAUUAUCCACAACAUAGUAGUCCACGACUUUUGACACAUGCGAUAUUAGAUCAGGAACAUGAACACGCCGCACAGCAACAGCAGCAACAGCAGCAACAGCAGCAACAGCAACAGCAGCAACAACAGCAACACCAACAUGGUAACGAUGCACAUGAUAUAACCGAUUUUGUUACAUACGUUUGUCAAGAUGGAGGAGGAGGGCAUUCCACAAGCAUAGCAGCAGCAACUGCAGCAGCCGCAACUUUGGAGAAUCCAGUCUUUCAGCAUGCGCAACAUGCGCAUCAGUUGUCCACACAUCACAGCCAUCAUUCACCACACUAUCAAAUCCAUCCACAGCUGAGAACGACGAAAUUAACAGCAGCUCCAUCAGCAACUCAUUAUCAUAGCACAAUGUUGCCACCGAUGUUGCCGCCGAUGGCUCGACCUGUUGCCAUAAUUCGUACCAGCGCCGAUUUGGCAACGGCUCAGUCGCCAGCCACGUCCUCAUCAACAAAGGGUGGCACGUUGGCCAAUGAGGAUGAGAAUCGUAAUGUCAAUUCUAUGGAUGCAGGCAAUCAAAGUCCAGUUAAUCCAGAGACAGAUCCAAAUACAAAUGCAGAUUGCACAACUUUGGUGGCAAGAUCGUCGCCACAGCCACACCCAGCGACCAGUCCCCAUAUUCAUUCAAACGAAGCUCUUCGAUGUAAAAUGCCAUCGAUUGCCCCGAACUCUCUAACUCGAAUCUCAACGCCACUGUAUCCCACGGCGAAUAGUCGAGAGUAUUUCAAUCACUUCCAUACCCAAUCGACAUCGUUAUUGGGUUAUGCCGGAUCUAUUUCGACAAUGUCUGGUGUUAUGAGCCCAACAAAUCUUAGCCUAUACUCAACACCAACAAUGUCUGUGACCUCUGCACAUCGUUCAAGUGCCAGAUCGCGAUGGAAUAAUGGACUUCCUGAAGACGAGUUCAACUUAAUUCCGCACUCUGUAGCUAGUACAAAUAUAGAAAAUACACAGGUUAUAUUAAUGGAAGAUUCAACGGGUCGUUUUACCGAUGAAUACUCAACAAAUUCAAAUCGUGAUUAUGUAUAAUGAAAUACCAACAGAAUAAUGUGAAUCUAGGCUUUGGGCAAGCUGUAACUGAUAACUGAUAACUGAUAACUGAUAAUAUGUAUUUAGUAAUUUUAAAUUUAUUUAAAUUAAAUUUAAUACAUUGUACAUAUGCAUCAAAGAGAUCAUAGAAAGA